Corapipo altera (White-ruffed manakin) is the source of this 362-nucleotide messenger RNA. Its product is annotated as sodium/nucleoside cotransporter-like. The annotation marks the transcript as partial. Gene Ontology annotation, biological process: transmembrane transport; sodium ion transport. Gene Ontology annotation, molecular function: D-glucose:sodium symporter activity. The transcript has 3 exons. Lineage: Eukaryota; Metazoa; Chordata; Aves; Passeriformes; Pipridae. The record is from RefSeq and is a predicted model, not a curated record. Gene Ontology annotation, cellular component: plasma membrane.
GGGGCCUGGCGGCGCUGAUGUUCGCGGACCUGGUGCAGACCUUCAUCAUCGUCCUGGGGGCCUCCGUGCUGGCGGGAUACGGGGGCCUGGCGGCGCUGAUGUUCGCGGACCUGGUGCAGACCUUCAUCAUCGUCCUGGGGGCCUCCGUGCUGGCGGGAUACGCGCUGGGGGCCGUGGGGGGCUACGAGGGGCUGGUGGAGCGCUACCCCCUGGCCCUGCCCCCCAACGUGACGGGGCCCUGCGGGAGGCCCCGCCCCGACGCCUUCCACCUCCUCCGCCAUCCCAGUACGGGCGACCUGCCCUGGCCCGGCCUCGUACUGGGACUGGGCAUCAUCUCCGCCUGGUACUGGUGCACCGACCAG